UAUUAAUUAUAAACAUAUAUAGGUAGUAACAUUCUUAUGAUCAUCCAAAAUGGACUGCCCAUUGCAUAUUAUUAUUAUUCUAUUAAGUUUUUUACUGUGUGGUUCUAUUGCUGCUAACGAUUUAACAAUUGUUGCAAAAGUAGAAGAUAGUACUCAACAUCUUAGUAUAUAUAAUAUUUGUGAAUGCACAGAAAUUGAAAUUAAUUGUACUGGUCGACAAUUGAGCCAUCAUUUUGAAAAUAAUAGAUGGUCUAAUACACGAUUAGAGUUGGUGACAUUCGAGGAUAAUUCAAUCGUGCAUCUUAAACCAUUUCCUAAUUCUACAAUCAUUAAAUUAAUUCUUCGACGCAAUAGAAUAAGUAAGAUCGAUGAUAAUGCUUUCCAAGAAAUUAGAAACUUAUCGGAACUUGACUUGAGUCAUAAUCAACUUACAUCAGAUGUUCUUUUGCCCACAAUUUUCACGGGUAAACGUAAAUAUGCUCCUGAUGAAUGGGAACCGCUACCAAAACUACGAAUAUUAAAUCUUGGACAUAACAAUCUCCAUACAUUACAUCAGGAUUUAUUUGAACAUGUUACUAAUAUAGAAGUAUUGAUUCUUAGUGGGAAUCCUCUGAGUAUUAUUGAUGAUUACAUUAUGCGGUCAUUGACGAAUCUUUACUUUUUGCAAGAAUUAUGUCUCGAAGAUUGCAAUCUCCAAACACUUCCAGAUCACAUGUUCUAUUUUCAUAAAAAAACAUUAAAAACACUCCAUUUAAGUGAAAAUCGUUUCACAAAAAUACCGUCUGCUUUAAAAGAUGCCAUAGUUUUGGAAUCUUUGAAUUUAGAUGAAAAUCCGUUAGAAAUUUUGGAUGAAAUAAAUGCUUUUCCUAAUCUUCCAUCACUUAAGAGGCUAAGCAUGUGUUCAUUGCCAUAUGUAACUCAUAUUGGACGUCAUGUUUUUUCACAGUUACCUGUACUCGAAGAACUCUAUUUAUGUGACUGCCCGAGACUUACAGAUAUUGAUGAAGACUCUCUAGUUAUGCAUAAUGUUCACGGUGCAUUUUGGCCUCCUUUGAAGAAACUUGAUAUAUCUAGUAAUGCUUUAAAAUAUUUAUCUGCAAAUUUAUUGGGAAUGUGGUUCAAGCUAGAAAAAUUAAAUUUAGUUAAUAACGAUUGGAGUUGUGAUUGCAAAAAUCAAUAUUUGAUUACCCAGCUUCUUCCUACAUUUGGAAAGGCUUUAAUGGAAGAAGAUGUUGAUAAAUUAUUUUGCACUGCACCUCCAGAACAUGCUGGUAAAAAUUUGACAUCACUAGCGCAUCAAAGAUUACGAUGUCUUGAUCGUUAUGGAGCUCAACCUGAACGUGAUGCGGAAAUUCUCGUUGGCAUAUUAAUCGGUCUUCUUCUAGCUCUUCCUGUUGUACUUACCUUAUUUCUUCUUUGGCGUCGAGGAUUCGUCUUCUGUGGACGACAAAGUCCUGCAAGCUUUUCUAGAGCUUUUUACAAUCGUGCCUCGAGUAAUGAUAACUAAAACUAAAUACACAUCACUCAAAAAAUUUAAAGAUUGGAAACUUUCAGUUACUUUACAACUGCUGGAAUUUAGUGAUAAAUGAUUGUUGAAUAUUGAAAACAUUUUUAAGACUCAAGUUUGUUAUCUACGACAAAAAAAUUAUAUUUUGAUACCCUUGCGAUCUUAAAUCUACUUUGGAACCACUUUGGAACUAGUCAGAAUGAAACUAUAGUCCAUCGUGUUUCCAGAGUGGUUUUGUCUCUUUGUUUAAGAGUGAAGCCUGACUGGAAUCUAACUAAAACCAGAGCAUACCCAAAGUAUUCCCAGAGUGUAUUCGUGGUAAUUCCAGAGUAUAAAUUCAAAAUAAAUCCAGAGCAAAUUUCGAAUAAAUCCAAUGUAAGUCCAGAAUGUAACCAGAGUGUUUCCAGAGUAAAACCAAAAAAUGUCCAGAACGAAUUCACAGUGUAUUUUAGAGUGGAACAACAAUAUAACCAGAACGAAUCCAGAGUGGAGCCGAAGUGCAUUACGAGUGGCAUCAGAGUAUAUCCAGAGUAAAUUAAUAGUAAAAAUUCAGAGUGAAUCCCGAAAAAGUUUCACCAAAAAAUUCAAAAUAAUGCUCAAUCAUAUUUACAAAUAACUCAUAAUUUUCGUAACCCAGAAACUCAAUAAAUUUUUAUAAAAAUGUAUAAUAAAUUGUUAAUAUUAUUUAUAAACAAUUAAUAAGAAAUUAAAAUUAAACAUCAAAAAUAGAAUUAGCAUGAUAUAAAGGUUCAAGACCCAAGAAAAAAUGAUUUUGCCUAAUUAUAUAUAAUCACUUAUAUAUGAUCAGAUCCAAUAAUUGGCCAGAUUUGAUUAUGACGAUUAAUGAUGAUUAAAUUUUUAAUCGUCACAAAUCGUUUUGUUUAAUCAGGGUAUAUACACACAACGUUUGUUAAGCGUUACAUGUAGUAAAUAUAUAUAUAUAUAUAUAUAUAUAUAUAUAUAUAUAUCUAUAGUAAUCAGCCGGCGGUAACUAGCCGUAGCCGACAUUUUUAAGUCUUCACAGUACUUGAGUAAAUUCCCCCUGAUUAAACAAGACGAUUUGUGACGAUUAAAACUGUUUUAAUCGUUUUGAAUCGUCAUAAAUCGUCAAUUGAUGAUUAAAAGCGAUUCAAUUUUUCGAAUGAAGAUUAAAGACGAUUCAUGACGAUUUGAAAUUUUAAUCGUCAUUAAUCGUUUUCAAUCGUAAAAUAAUAAAACGUCUUUUGAUGAUUUGGGACGAUUAAAUCUGAAAAUUCAUGAUGAUUAUGACGUUUAACGACGAUUAAUGAUGAUUUAAUUUUUAAUUGUUUUUAAUCGUCACAAAUCGUAUUGUUUAAUCAGGGCCUCAAGUACUGACAUCAUCGUUUGGGUGAAAAUUCCCGAAUUAUUAUAAUUAUUAUUUAUUAUCAAAAAUGUCUAUAAGAUAUUAUCAUUAUUAUUUUUUACAUUUAAAAUAAUUGAUUUGCUUUAUUUUAAUUUAAUUUACAUACCCGAGCGGUCAGUUAACAAUAAUUAAUUAAUUAUUAAUUAUUAUUAUAAAAAUUUAUUAUUCGGGUGUGCAUGAGAGUACUUCCGUAUCUUUCUCUAUCUCAACUGUAUUGAGAGAUAAUAUAACAUAAAAAUAUUGUUAUUAUUGAUUAUUUAAAAUA
Molecule: messenger RNA, 3156 nt
Organism: Microplitis demolitor
Lineage: Eukaryota; Metazoa; Arthropoda; Insecta; Hymenoptera; Braconidae
Product: leucine-rich repeat-containing protein 15
Exons: 6
Coding region: 50-1507 (485 amino acids)
Cellular component (GO): plasma membrane
Molecular function (GO): protein binding
Source: RefSeq, a predicted model, not a curated record